Messenger RNA from Penicillium subrubescens, 243 nucleotides. RefSeq lists its product as uncharacterized. Lineage: Eukaryota; Fungi; Ascomycota; Eurotiomycetes; Eurotiales; Aspergillaceae. The transcript has a single exon. Bases 1 to 243 code for a protein of 80 amino acids. The record is from RefSeq and is a predicted model, not a curated record.
AUGACCGAUGAGCUUCCCAAACAACAACGCCAUGAAGAGACGGAGAUUUUCCAGAACAUCAGUGCCCUAUUGAAUGCAGAAGAGCAGGAAGUAGAUGGGGAAAAUUUAUCUGACGAUGCUGCAUCUUGGCCAGGAAGACUUGAGGACAUGACUAGAUCCCAGCACAGUCCCGCGCCUCAUAUUCAGAUCCAACAGUCUGACAAGAGCGAUCAAGAGGCUACAAAAGAAGCCAUGAAGUCUUGA